GCGCGCCCUCAGUGCGCAGCCGCAGUGAUCCGUUGCUGCCGCUGCCUUCGCGGCCUGUCGAAGGCCCACCCGCUCGCUCGCUCCCUCCCUCCCUCCCCGGCGCCAUGUACCCGACGUGGGGCAUGUACGGGGCGGCCCCGGGGCCUUACCCGCCGCCCGGCAUGAUGCCGCCGCCUCCCGCCAUGCCGGGCCCUCCGCCGGCCAUGCCGCCCCCGGCGCCCCUGAGCGGCUACGGCGGGCCCUCGGCGGCGGCGCCCUCGGCGGGGGGCUUCCUCAGCUUCCAGGAGCAGCACUUAGUCCAGCUGCAGCAGCUCCAGCAGAUGCACCAGAAGCAGAUGCAGGCGGUGUUGCUGGGCGGGCCCGCUCCUCCCGGGGGGCCUCCGCCGGGCCUGCCGCCUCCGCUGCCCGGCGCCUCGGGCCCAGGCCCGGCCUCCCCGUGGCCCAACGCCCCGCCGCCCCCGCUGCCCGUGCGGAGCUACCAGCAGCAGUUCCAGCACCGAGAGCCGACCUUCCGCAAUGCCGUGCCGGAGGAGGCACCCGAGCCAGCCCAGGCGCCCGAGGCCUGGAAGGGCCCCGCCAGCAGCCUGGAUAUGGACAUGGACCUCUCCUCUUCGCCGCCGCCCGGGCCCGCGCAGAGCCAGACCUCGCCCCAGGCUUACCUGCCUCACUCGCAAGCCUCGUCGUCGUCGUCGUCGCAGGCCUUUCCGGACCCCGCCGCCGCCUCCCAGCCUUACCAGCCUGCUUCCCAAUUGCCGCCCCAGCCUCCCAAGCCCAUGGCGCCACCCAGCUCCAAGCCCGAGCCUUGCUUCGCCUCCUCCCAGGUGGUUCAGCCCCCUCCUGACUCCCAGGAGUUAAGAAAAGGCAGUGGCCCCGACCUGGAGGUUAGAGGGGAACUGCAGCAAAGCACCCCCAAAACAGACCUCUCUGCGAUGAAUCUCCAGGAACAGCAGCAGUAUUGGUAUCAACAACAUCUGCUUACUCUGCAGCAGAGGGCAAAAACACAUGCAUUGGGACAGCAGCUGCCAUCAGUUUUGGGAGCUGUAAAAGAUACCCCUGAGCAGAGACAAGAAGAAAGGGGCAUUCCCAUUUCUGAUGAACUUUCUGAGUCUGCUUUGCAUUAUGAACCUAAAUUACCACAUCUCAAAGGUGGUGAUCUCCCUUUGUCAUCUGUUGAGGCAAAGUGCCCUCAGCUGAGCCUUGAGCCACCAGUGGACCCGGAGGAAAGUUUGCGAUUACAGCAGUUGCAGGUGGCAGCAACACAAUGGCAGCAGCAUCCACAGCAGCGAGUGGGCUUUCAGUAUCAGAGAAUCAUGCAAAAGCAUGCACAGCUGCAACAAAUUCUGCAGCACUACCAGCAGAUCAUGCAGCAGCCACCACAUUUGCCUACUUUCUCCGUGGAGAUGCAACUGCAGCACUUUGAGACUCAGAAUAAACAAUUCCAACCACUUUACAAAGAAUGGGAACGUGAAUUUCAGCAAUGGCAGGAUCAGCUUCAGACUUACCCUCACAAAGAUCAGCUUUAUGAGUGUGAGAAACAGUGGAUGAUGUGGCAGGGACAGAUGAAAGCUACUCAUAUUCACCUUCAAGAAAAAGUCAAGUCUCUUCGAAACAUGAACAGUCAAUAUGCUAGCAGUGGAACUUUACCACUUCUAUAUUCUCCAUAUUCUCAAACAAUGCAGAGUGGUAUGCCAAUGGCAUCAUCUACUUUGUCCUCAGCUUCACUCCCUCUGUCCUCUACUGGAUUCUCUUCUGACCCACAGACAUCUGAUAUGCCUGUUUCAAACGAUCCUGGCCUUCAGUGCACCCAGGCCAUUGAAACAAGGCCAAACGUGUUACCUACAGCAGGUUCUUCUAAAUUUAAAACUACUGAAUCACUUCCCAAUUCCCAGCCCACAGAGAUGGUAAGACCAGCUCUGCUUCCUACUCCUGCCUCUUCUUAUGCAUACAAAGCAGCUGAGUUACCGUCCAGUACCCAUAACACAGAAGUAACUAGACCAACUCUUUUUCCUACUCCUAGUUGUAUUUCUAAUGCCAGUGAGCCACUUCCCACAUCCCAGAUGACAGAUGUGGCCAGGCCAGGUCUGCUUCCUACUCCUACCUCCACUUCUACAUUUAAAGCAGCUGAGACUCCUACCACCCCCCAGACCAUGGAGUCAAGCAGACCAGCUCUGCUCCCUACCCCUACAUAUACUUCUUUCUCCUAUAAAAAUAAUGAUUCCUCAGUCACUUCCCAGUCAACUGAGGCAACCAGACCAGCUCUGCUUCCUACCCCUACUUCUACUUCAUUGUCAUUUAAAGCUUCUGAUUCACUUGCCAGUUCCCAGGCCACUGAAACAGGCAGAGCAGCUCUUCUCCCUACCCCUGGUUCCUUUUCUUAUAAAAAUACAGAUACAUCUUCCACUUUAUCUAGUCGCUCAAAUCUAACAUCAUCUGCUAGCUCUUCAGACCAAGGAAGUUCUUAUGUUCCUCUGGGUAAACAGCCCAUGUUAUUUGGUUCAUCUGAACCAACUUCUGUUGAAGUGAAACCCCAUUCUAUAGUAUCAUCAUCUGCAUCUACUCCUACUACUACUACAACCACCACCAUCACUUAUCAGAACAGACAAGGGAGAACAGCUGGGUUUUCCGAUUCUCCAAGAGGAUCAUACAAUGAAGAUCCAAGGGGCUCAAGGUUUGAUGAACCACGAGGAAGAGGUUUUGAGAGAUUUGACUCCCCAAGACAGAGAAUGCCUCAUAUUCAGGGCCAACGUUUAGAAGGUCCAUGGCCAAGGCUUCAAAAUCAGCCUAACGAUGGAUUAUCAGGCAAACAGGGGCCUAUCCCUCGGGGUCCAGCAGCAGCAUUUUAUAGUCCUUCAGGUGCAUCACAAAUCCAGACAUCUCAAGCUGGUGGCCCACAUUGGCGAGGACCUAGACCUCCUCUGGGACACCAGAAUCAUCACAGAGAAAGUAAAGAAUCUCUUACUGAAAUGGCAAGUGGCCAGACAGUGGCAAAUAAAUCUAAAUUUACACCAGAUACAAAAGUAUCUGACCCAGGUCAGCCCGAUAAGGACUUGUCUGCAGCACAACAAAAUCUAUCCAAAAAAGAGUCUGAGGUAAUGUCAGAAGCAAAAAAGCAAAAUUUAGCUGAAUCUGCAUCACAAUCAGAAACUUCAAAAGCAUCUAGCUGUACUUCAACUGUUCUGCAUCAGCCACCAGUAUCUUCACUUCCUCCAAAAUCCGGAGCGAAGAAAGCAUUACUACCAUCACCAGUAAUAGGAAAUAAAGAUGUUAACUCUAUGGAAAAUAAAUUGGCUUCAGAAAAUAAUCAGAGCAAGGAACAGUCUAAAGUGGAGGACAGGGAAAGGGGCCAAGUUACGCCAAGAGAUACGCCGGCAAAAGGGCCAGUUGGCAGAGGCAGGGGCCAGGGUAGAAUGGAAGAUACAAGAGGCAGGGGCCGGGGGCGCUUUGGAGAUGUCAGAGGCAGAGGAAUGUCAAAUAGAGGUAGAGGUCAGACUAGAGAUGUAGCUGGUAGAGAUGUAAGCAGUGGACUAGGAAACCAUGACAAGCUAUCAGAGGGCAGUUGGGAAUCUGAGAUAGGAGGACAGCCUGGCAACCAAGAAAGGGCAUUGGGUAGGAGACCAAGCAGCCAGGAGAAGGGGUUACCACCACGGAUGGGCAACAAAGAAAGGGACUGUGCAAGUAGCCUAGAAAGAGGUACAGUCAGGCCUCCCAACAGCCAGGAGAGAGGACUGGAUUGGCAGACUGAGAGCAGGGAGAGGGACCCAGUUCAUCAAGCUAGUAGCUGGGAGAGAGACCUAGUCAGGAGACCUAGUAGUCAGGAAAGAGAACUAGGGAGGAGGAGGAGGCCUGGUAAAUGGGAGAGGGCUCUGUACAGAUACGAUGGAGGUGAUAAUGAAAAUGUACCUCAAUUUUGUGAAGAACAAACUAGGCCUCCAUGGGCUUACAGAGAAGUUGGAAUGGAAGAAGGACAUCCAUUUGAAUACAGAGAUAUUCCUCCCCCAGAGCACAGGCGAUCGGAUGAUUGGGACAGAGACAGAUACUGGCAUGACCAUGACCAGGGGUAUGAUGAUCCCCAUGAUUCAUAUGAGAGAGAUGACUUAUUACCACACCGCCAUCCAUUGCCUCCACUUUCACCUCUGCCCCCUCUGCCUCCUUUACCUCCCAUAUCUACUGAUGUAGAGAGACAAGAUCCACUUUGGGAUGACUGGGAACGGCCUGUGCAUAGAGACAGGGAGAUAGAAAGAGAUCUUGAUCGGAUCAGAAGACCCAUGGAUGUGUAUGAUCAUAGAUUAGAAAGAGACUGGGACAGAGAUUACUUGAGACCACUGGACAGGGAUGCAGCGAGUCAUGAUCUGGAUAUACCUCCUCUCCCUCCAUUGCCUCCUCUUCCUCCUUUAGACAGAUAUCAUGAGGAUCGGUGGUUGGAUGAAAGAGAGAGAGAUUUCUAUGACAGAGAUCCUAGAGAACGGGGAGAGCUAAGAAUUCGAGAGUAUCCAGAGAGACAUGAUAUGUGGAGAGAACAGCCUGACUUACCACCUGACAGGGGUGAUUGGGAAAGGGAAAGGUUUUCAGAUAGGUGGUACCAGGAUGAAAGGGAUAGAUUCCCACUUUUAGAAGAUCGUAUGGAACCACCGCCUCUGCCACCACGGCCUGAUUUACUGGGAGAAGAGUCAAAUGUAACCUCUGAGCAGUCUGUGGGAGGAGUAAUGAUCCUUAGUCAAAGACAGCAUGAAAUCAUUUUGAAAGCAGCUCAAGAGCUAAAAAUGAUACGAGAACAGAAGGAACAUAUGCAUCACAUAAAAGAAUAUCUUCCUGAGCCCCAAAUGUCUGAAUUGUCACAGCAGGAAAUGGCUAUAUCACAGAAUACAGCUAGUAGAAAGGAUAAUUUUCUGAAGCCUACCCCAAGCCAGAUGCCAACAAUCAAGCCAGCUACUUCAGUGGCAAAGCCUUCUGUCCCAAUUAUGGCGCCAUCUAUUCCAACGACAAAAGCUUUCCAACAAGCUGCUCUACCAACACAGCCAAAUGCUCCAAUUCUCAUGUCAACUGCAGCACCCACACACGUUGCAGCUCCUGUGAUAAAGUCAUCGCCUGGCAUGAACCAGGAGCGUUGGGAUGAAGAUUCAUUCCAGGGACUUUGGGAUAUCAGUGAAGAUAAAGGUUUAAAGUUAGAGUAUGACUCUUUUAGAGCAGGUCCUUCAUUGCCCUCAUCAACAAUCCCAGCAUCCAUUGCUCCAGGAAUGGCACAGUUUUCCAAGCCACCAAUUAUUCAUCAGACAGUUGAUUAUGGACAUGGACACAGUCAUGGCCAAGACAUUAGCACCAAUAAAGGUGGACAUAUUCCUUAUGGGGAACGAAUAGCUCUACGUCCAGAACCUCCUCAUGAAAGACAGUCCUUUUCAAAAGAACAUCCAAGCCAACGAGAUCGAUACAUGAAGGAGAGAGACAAUUAUUUUGAGCGGCAAAAUAAUACUUCAGAUCACAGAGAUUUCAGGAGAGAACGAGAACCAUUUAGGGAACGUAUUUCUGGGGAGCAUGAACGGGAAAGAUUUGACAAAGAACGCUAUCCACGAGAAGAUAGGCCAUCUCCUUCAAGAACUCAGUCUUACCGUGACAAAGACUAUUCAAACGCAAGGAAGGGAGGAUUUGAAAGGCAGCCAUAUGAGAGGAAACCUGAUCGUCCGCCUUAUGAUCAUGGGCAUUCUAUGUUUGGAGGUGACCGGAGAAAUUACCCUGAGGAUAGAAUGCCCCUUUCUGCCCCAUCAAUACCUCGACAGCCACCACCUGCCCCUCGUGUAGAGAAAAAACCAGAGUCUAAAAAUGUGGAUGAUAUACUGAAACCACCUGGGCGGGAAAGUAGACCAGAGAGGAUUGUCAUUAUCAUGCGAGGAUUGCCAGGCAGUGGAAAAACGCAUGUUGCAAAGCUCAUCAGGGAUAAGGAAGUAGAAUGUGGAGGAGCUGCUCCCAGAGUACUCAGCUUGGAUGACUAUUUUAUUACUGAAGUAGAAAAAGAAGAGAGAGACCCUGAUACAAAGAAAAGAGUAAAAAAGAAGGUUUUGGAAUAUGAAUUUGAAGCUGAUAUGGAAGAAAUCUACCGUACCAGCUUAUUCAAAACUUUCAAAAAAACUUUGGAUGAUGGAUUCUUUCCCUUUAUUAUUCUUGAUGCCAUUAAUGAUCGAGUACGCCACUUUGAGCAAUUCUGGAGUGCUGCAAAAACAAAAGGAUUUGAGGUUUACUUGGCUGAAAUAACUGCUGACCACCAAAUUUGUUGUAAGAGAAAUGUUCAUGGACGCAAACUCAAGGAAAUUAAUAAGAUGGCUGAUCAUUGGGAGACAGCACCUCGUCAUAUGAUGCGCUUAGAUAUUCGCUCUUUGCUACAAGAUGCUGCUAUUGAAGAGGUGGAAAUGGAAGAUUUUGAUGCCAACAUCGAAGAUCAGAAAGAAGAAAAUAAGAAGGAUGCUGAAGAAGAAGAAAGUGAACUGGGUUACAUUCCGAAAAGCAAAUGGGAGAUGGAUACUUCCGAAGCAAAAUUAGACAAAUUGGAUGGAUUACGAACUGGUGCUAAGAGGAAGCGUGAUUGGGAAGCAAUUGCCAGUAGAAUGGAAGAUUAUCUGCAACUUCCUGAUGAUUAUGAUACCCGUGCUUCGGAACCAGGAAAGAAGAGGGUGAGGUGGGCAGACCUUGAAGAGAAAAAAGAUGCAGACAGAAAAAGAGCUAUUGGCUUUGUUGUUGGACAAACCGAUUGGGAAAAAAUCACAGAUGAAACUGGUCAUUUUGCUGAAAGGGCCCUCAAUCGUACUAAAUACAUCUGAUGCAAUUGUCAAGUGGAGCUUUUCUUCAUUUAAGACCGUUUGCUUUGGUGAGAACAGAACACAGGGUAGCAUGGAGAAGGUCAUUAUCCAUCUUGAAAGUUGUGUACUUUUCUUUUAAAACUUUUACUUUGUUGGGUACAUCCACAUUCUUAACUGGUAUUGUCCAGGAUCCCCAAGUUACAUGGAGUCUUCUUGCAUCUAAAUGUGAAAGAAGGUUUUUGUGUUAAAAUUUGUAGUUUUAGCUUUUACGCUUGCAGUAGAAUGAAAUGGUAAGGCCAAGAACAUUUUCUUCGCUGUAUUAUCACAGAAUGUCAGCAUUACUAUUGCAUUGUUGCUUUGUGGCUGUUGUUAUUUUAUACUGUACAAACUGUAGUUUAUUGUACUAGAAAAAAAACAAUAAAUUUUCACUAAGAAUUUAGUGAAUUAUACUGUAGUUGGCUGUGUUUUAUGUGAGCUCUUUCUUUGUGUGGGUGAACAGCUAUCUUUAAAAAAUAUGUGAUCUGUCUUUUUGCAGACUGUUUUUCAAAAGGCCCAUAUAGAAGAAUGUGAGUGAAUGAGCCCAGGUGGCUUUGGUUGUUAGAGAAUUUUGACUCCUUAUAAACAUUUUUUUCGAAGUAUUUUUAUUAUACACACAAAAAAUUAAACAUGCACCAGAAAGCAUUAGUUGAUGCACAGAGAAAAAACAUCUUUGCUCCAAGAGGCCUUUGUUUUACACCAGAGAGUAAAUAAGUUGCCUUCAGGAAAGAUGGUUGAGUGACUUUCCAUACAGUGCUCUCUCUGUCUCAUGACAUGCAUGGCUUCACAUAUUUGCUAAUGAACAAAUACAUUUACCCUUCUAGAUUUCCAAUUAUGUUGUGAAUUAUAUGGCUGGAGAAGAUGCUGGAUUGAAAGCCUGAAUGAGGCUUUUUUUGUUAAUUAUCUUUGAAAUUGUUGUUCUUAGUUUUAGUUUGAAACGGGGAGGGUGAUCUGAAAGCGGCUUCAGAUUCUGUUUAGUCAGUCAGUGAUUGCUUUGCAGGCAAUUCCUAUUCAUGAGCACAUUAGUACUGAUGAAGGCAUAUUUCCAUAUUGAAGAGGACCACAGUUCAGUAUAUCAUGAAUGGUUUGGUUUCCUAUUGUAAUGCAUUUGUUUACUUGACAUUUUCCAGUCUGAUUAAUUAUGUAUAAUUUAAAAAUUGUUCAUUCUCAGAAUGAUAAUAGAAUAUCUGAAUGUUAAAAUGCCACGAAAGCUUAUUCGUAUGUAUACUUUCCCAUUAUAUCAUGCUAUUUUUUGUUAUUUGUAAAUUAUUUUUGGACCUGCAUUUUAUGGUAAUUGUAUAAAGACAUAGAAAAUUGAAAGCUUUUAAGACCUUGUAGAGGUCAAGAUGGCACUCCUAUUGUUUUUAUUUUCUCAUAUCUCAUGAUAUAAAGGAACCCUAUAGUAUUCUCAAAGCCAGAAUAAUAACUGAAGUUGGACAAAGAUGGUUAGAAAAAUCUCUUUGAAGUAUCGUUUUUCUGGGGAGGAGGCAAUAUGUUUAAAAUAAUUAUCUUUUUCUUAUCUAAACCUUAAUGUAGUCUCUCCAUACACACAUUUAAGGAAAAGAAGUUCAUGGCUAGCACUGAGACAUAUUGCCAUGAGACAUUUGUUGGUAGCAGAAGCUGUCCACCUGAGAUAGCAACCUGAUUUAGACAGAUUUAAAUAUAAUACUAGAUGGAAAGGCAUAACUUAGGAGUGAAGUAUUAGAUGCACUCACAAGUCUAACAAUUUCUGGAAGGUCACAAUUGCCCAUUUCUGAAUUUCAACUAAGCCUUUCUCUACUGUUUGUGCAUAUGCCAUCACAGGGGUCAGUCAGAUUCCAAUCAGUAUUCAGGCCUGGGUUCUUCCUGUCUAGCUGUAAAUAGAUCUGACUGGAGGUGGCCCAGAGAAAUAAUCCACAAACAGUUGGCACAUUUAUCAAGGGGAAUGGCUACCCACAAUUACUGGCUGCACAACAGGUCACCCAAAAGCUGGCUGCACUGACUUACUUAUCUAUUAUAUGUUUUAUAAAUAUUAAUGACUCCUUCUACCCUGCCUCAUUGCAGACAUCUUUUUGUGGUGCUAAAACUGCAUAUGCAAGUAGUGGUUGACGUAGACCAUAUAGAAAUGGCCUUAUAUUUUGUGAUCUAGGUAUUUUUAUCAAAUUAUAACAUGCAUGUAACCACUGUUCACUCAGUAAUGUAGAUGAUUUAUUUCCUUCUGUUUUAUGGGCUCUGUUAGUCUGAUAUGCUUAGUCCUUUCAAUAUACUUAAUAGUCAAAAAUAGACAAAAAAAGUACCCAGUGACUGUAUGUUGCCAAAACAUUUAAGUAGAUAGUGCUGAAAAAACAAUAUGAAACCCCAAUUGUGACUGAGGGAAAGAAAAUAUUAAUGAUGAAGGAGAAUCCCGGGAAGGCUUCACAGAAAAAGGAAAGAAUUUAAUUCGCUGGUGGUUAAACUGAAGAACAAAGGCACCCCCUUUCGAUGGCUCUUCCCAAAGGGCAUCUCCUUCUACCAUAAGUCAAAGAGUCAUUAGAGAUGCAGGGAAGGUUGAACAGUUCCUAAGGAAAUACGCCCAGGACUUUCCGAAUGGAGAACAACAGCUUGCAGGCGAUGAGAGCCAGGGGCACAGAAGGGGUAAAGGGGUGCCACAGGAAAGGAAAGAGCUAAAGCGGAAGGAGCAGGAGGAAAAUGAGAAGGAGAGCACCCAAGCGGAUAAAGAAAAAGAAGAGGAAGAGGAAGUUGAAAAAGUGGAAGAAGAAAAUGAAAAAGUGGGGGGAAAGACUAACAAAUAAAGGGACAUUAAGAGUAAUGAACUGAUUAUUGGGAAAUAUAAUAUGUUUCUUUUGCUGACUGGGAUGGGGAAAAGGUGGGGGGGAUGGGGUUGAGUAGACUUAAAUGUCUGUAUAAAAAUUAAAAAUUAUGUCUUGUAAUAUUAAAGGUUUAAAUGAACUUGUGAUUCAGUGAGGAAAAUCUUGAAAUAUGAAGAUCUGAUUGGAUCAAUAGAAAAUUUUUCUAUUGCUUUCAAAUGUGGUUUUAACUUGGAAAGCAUUUGUCACAGAUGUGAAUCCCAGUGGAUGACUAUGACUUUGUAGGUACUGAACUUUUAAGUUUGACUUCAGCCAUUCUUUAUGUGUAUCUGUAUCUUCUUUUUAAUUUGGGUUAUUUGUAUUUUAUUCAUAGGCAAGUGUUAACCUUCCAUAAAUCCAGGAAAUUCCUUUCUAUAGAUGGAUUAUAAAUGUAUUGAGUUGGGUUAUAAAUCUCACUUUUUCUUCUGUUUCCUUUCUGAUUUGCAAUAUAUAUUUAUAAAAUUAAAAUUAAUUAAGAAAUUAACAUAAGACUAUUAUAGAGAUUUUGUCAUAACUAAUAAGUCUGGCAAAGAGGCUGUUGCUCUUAAGAUUCUUCAUCCAUUUAUCAGAUUACAGCUGUCCCCGGAUUAAGAACAAGAUAGGUUCUGUAGAUUUGUUCCUAAAUUGAAUUUGUAUGUAAGUCGGAAGAGGUACAAUUUUUAAGUGUAAUUCCAGCCAAUUUAUUUUUAGUUUUGGAUAGCACAGGGAUGGGUUAAGACCCCUGUAACAUUUGCUUUGCUGUCUAUGCAACUGUUAAGAAUAUUGCAUCUUACUUUCUGUCCCUGUGACAAUUGGAUUUUGAAAUUUUUGGGCUGUCAUAGAAACAAGGAUUGGCGAGAAAGCUUUAGUGGAGCUUUGCCUUUCCUAUGAGUCUUUUUCCUCUUCUCACCGCUUUUUGUAACUAGAAGUUGGAUGUAAGUGGGAUGUUUGUACCUUUGAGAGGUGCUAAAAGGUAAUAGGAUGCCUUAAGGUGCUAAUACGUGUAGUGGCCUCUCAGCUCCAGGUGUUCCUUGGUGAGGCAGAUUUUCUACAUCCAUUUCAAUCUGUUGUUGUCCUGGCAAUAAGACAAAAUUGGGUUUGGUCCUUUUAGUGAAUGUCUUGCUUUGAUGCUUUUGAUGCUGUUGAUCAUAGUAUUCUGUCAUGGUCUUCAGUGCACUUUUUUACAGUGGCUUCAUUCUUUUCUGAAGGGAAGAACCCAAAAAUGGUACUGAGGGAUUCUGCUUCCAUUCAUUUUCCCCAUGCUAUUUAACAUCUGCAUGUUGUAACCAGUGGGAGAGCUUUCCAUAGUUUGAGGUCAGUACCAUUAGUACACUGAGCAAGUGAUUGGAUGUUCACUACUGUGCAUAUAAAUGACAUGGGAUAUGGCAGCAGUAACCUCCAUAUGAUACCUAAGGAAUGCUACUUGCAUGCCUACUUCAGCUAAUGGGAGGGUUUGGGCUACAUUUCUAUAAGUUUUCACUUUUUGCACACUCUUAAAACAGUUUGGUUUAGAUUCAAGCAUUGUUCCUGGCAAUUCUGCAUCCUUGGACGUCAUGCAGAAAUUUGAGGUGACCAUACACAGAAACACAAUACAGAAUCACUUGUUACCAAACACUGAUGUCAAUAACUAUGGAUGAUAUUAUCUCUCUACAUGGUUUUACCAGUGGGAUCUUUCUAGGCACUGUUGGAUUAGAUAGACUUUUGGUCAGUAACAGCAAGAUAGUUUAUUUGUUAAAACAAUACUUUCACUUGCAUGAUGUUGUACAUUGGUCUUCUGAUUCUGAGGGAGAAGGAGGUGGUUGAAGACACAGCAGGACUUGGGGAUUUAGGAUUAACUGGUGAUGAUGAAGACAAGGGAGGAAUGAUAACAGAUAUGGCAGAGAUCCCUACUUUUUUGGAGCGACAAAGGGAGAAAGAAGGCAGAAGAAGGUCAGCUUAGGCUAGCAGAGAGAACACUGAGCAAUCAGACCUUGCCCAAGGGUCAGCUGUGCUGGAAAGUUAAGGGCCACAAAUUAGCAGCAAGGCUAGAGCCCAGUGCUGGCUGCAACCUUCUUACUUUCGAGAAAGAGCCUGAACCCAGCAUCGUGUACAUAUAGCGUGGAAUCUCUGAAACCUGUUAUUGACAAUUCGUAAGCCUGUCUAGUAAAAGCUAUAUUUGAUGUCUGCUUCAAAGACUUUUGUUUUGACUUUACUUGAAGAUUAAUAUCGAGAUAUUGCUUUCUGUUUUCUAAAUUGCAUUAUCUUUAUUUUGGCUGAAGUAAAGCUCUUUUUAUUUGCUUUCACUUGUGUUAAGGAUGUUUCUGGCGCAGAACUGGACACAUAUGGCAUAUGAGAUAUCUAUCCUCCAGCCUCAUUAAGCCCGGCUUAAAGAAUAUAGAUGAUUUACCCCUAAGCAUUCAUUCACCACAAUAUUUGUUACAUUUCCACAUAUUUCUAUUGAUACAUGCCUUUUUAUUAAAUUUAUUUAUGUUUAUAUAAACCUCACAUUUAUAUUGAUAAAAUCCUAAUCAAAUGCACCAAUAACAUCCCACAGUGGGCUGAACUCACACCAGAUUAGACUGAGGCAAAAAUCUUGUUAUAAAGUGAUAUAGUAGUAAACUUUGCAAAUCUUACAAUUUCUUCACCAGUCAUGUAUUUUUUCAGUUAUAUUGUUUAAGAAGAGACGUUACAUAUACCGGCAUAUAGCACUGUAGAUUGUCACUCUUCCUUUAUGUAAUGAAUAUCAAACUAUAUCGAAUAAUAUUUUAAUUCUCAUAUUCUAAUUGGUGCUCUAAUAACCACAUAAAAUCACAGUGUUCAACUGCAUUCAAAUUUGCCAGUACAGGCAGCCCCCAAGUUACGAACAAGAUCAGUUUGUUUUUAAGUUGAAUUUGUAUAUAAGUAGGAACAGGUACGUUUUUAAAUGUAACUCCAGCCACAUACACACGUGCACACACACGCACGCACACACGUGUAUAUAUAAGCUUUGGAUAGCAUAGGGAAGGGCUGAUACCCCUGUGAUGUUUGAGGUCUGUAUCCCUGUUCAGAAGAUUUCAUCUCACUUUCUAUCCCUGUGGUAUUUUGGAUUUUGAAAAAUUUAGUUUGUUGUGGAAACAAAGAUUGGUGAGAGAGCUCCAGUUGAGACACCUGAAAAGAGUUUCCAGGAAUGAAUUUCCCUACUUAGGGAAAGAUUUCUCUCACUUCCUGUUGUCUCACCCCUGUUCUUAACUUUGAGUUGUUUGUAAGUCAGAUGUUUAUAACUCGGGGAUUGCCUGUACAUUUUGCCAUAUCACCUGAUUUAUAUAGUUUAAAAGAACAAUUUUAGUUUUAUUUCAUGAUCUGUUUGGAUCAGCACCAUCCUGGUCUGCUGUUGGGAAUCUGUGGAGACUUCUUUCUAUCCCAUUGCUAUCAACACUUGUAACAAACUUCUUCUGAGUGAGCUGCUUUUGUAAAAAUCACUUUCAUGUGGAUUCUUAGCACACACAAAAAUAAUAAUCAAAGAUAUUGUAUAAUUGCAUAUUCACAGACACCUCUGUGUCUGACUCGUCAAUAACUUAAUCUCAGUAUAGUGAUCUCAAAAUAUGCAUGUAUAUAAACAAAAUCAUGUAUUUAACUGAAGACAGUAAUGAAACUAUUCACAAUUACUUGUUGAUCAAAUGUGUUAUAAAAUAAUGCUUUAACUUAGCUCUUAUAGUUAUUUAUGCCCUGGAAGAAAGGUGGGAUAAAAAUUUUAAAACAUAAUGCGUGACUAUUUGUAUUAUCCUUCCUAAAACACCCCAACAGACUUCACUUUGUCCUCUGACUAUUCUAACAACUGUCACUCUUCUUAAUUUUACUCUCGAACUCUAACUGACCUAGAUUAUGAUAUGCAACAGCCUUUUCACAAUCCCAUUUGGACAUUCCACCAAAGUCCAAUAACUCUCCCAACAAACUGUUUCCUUAUUUCAUGCAAAACAAUACAGUACUUAGCUAUACAUGACAUUAUAUUACCUUACUUUCUAUAACGUAAGCAAAACAACAUUGUCUAUAUUUGAAACAAAUAUAUUAUUUUCUAAAAAAUAAACACAAGUCUAGAACUUCACAGACAUACAAACAUAUAAGGUAAGUAAGUAUACAAGUGUUCCUUCCUGGUAGAGUAGAUGCAUAGAACUUGAGAUGUGGUUUUUGUGACUACCUUUCCAAUCUGAAGUCUCAUAACAACUUGUAAUCCACUUCUGCCACUGGUUAAAUACAACCUGAAUUGAAAGUGUAGAACAACAUAUGAUGUGGGGCAAGCUCUUUCACAGUCAUUCUGUACUGAGUAUUUUGAGGGGGGGGGGGGGGGUGUUGUACCCGGGCAAUCUAAAUUCUGCAUCACCAGAAGUCGUAGUGUGUAAGGUGUUAAAAUGAAGUAUAUCUAACAUUUUAUUUUUCAUAAUUGUGAUAUUUGCCAGUCAUGGAUAUGAGGAAAGAUCUGUUUCCACAACCACUGAAGUGAUAUUCAGCUACUUCUGACAUUUAAAUCAGAAAUGCUAGAGGAUUUUUUGCUUUAAAAAAGGUGAGAUCACUAGUUGAUUUAUGUGUCCAUUAUCAUGCAUUCCUGUGAAAUCACGAGAUUUGUGUAGCUUUCACUUAUAAGGCGUGUGGAAGGAACUUUCUUGUGAUUUGUGGAAUAGAGAUGGGGUUUUUUUACACAUAUCUGAAGCAGACAAAAAUAUAUUGAUAGAAUCAACAAUAAGAUGAAAUAGAACAAAUUCUCAAAGGUUCCCAACUUUCACAAUGAAUUUAAAUUAGAAAUAAAUAAGCCUUAGUAAUGAAUUUAUUUGCUUUCAUUAGCUCAUUUCACUGAUAUCUGUGGACAAUAGAGCCACUUCAUCCAAUUGAACAAAUAACACUAAAUGUGUUUCAUAAGAAGUGUAUUGUACAUAUUUCCAUUUCUUUUUUCAUUCCUUUUGUAAUUGUGCAUUAUAACUUGAACUCAUCAGUUUUCCAGAAUCUCCUGUUUCCAGAAUGAUGAGUGUGCAGUUUUGUCAUAAAAUCUUUGGAUACAGGAUCUGAUAAUUAAUUGAACUUGCAAGCUGUUCCUUGCUACCACACUACACACACUCUUCUGCAAUGUUAUAACUGGCAUGUGAAAAACAACCCUCUCAGUGCAAGCACUAGACCUAAUAUCCUUAACACUUCAUUGACAAAUCUUUAUAGAGACUAUUCUCACGUUUAGUUGAGUGUUCUCGUUAUACUUACUCUGUGAUUAAACCCUAAUGUUGAGUGACAGAUUUGUACACAAGUCAAGGUUAUAAACAAAGUUUAUUAUUAUUAUUAUUUAUAUUAAGUCUUUUCUUAUGCUAAUAUUCUUCAUACUGUAGUGUUUUAUUCUUUAUUUUCUUGCAUUUUAAUCUUUCAUUUUUGUGUUUGUUCAGUGCAUUCACACUAAAUUAGAAAUACUAGCUUUUAAUAAUGAUCAAAGUGGAAUAUCAACUAGUCUACUUAUUACUGUUUUUAUUCCAUUGUUUUCCCCACUGCAUUACAUAAAAUAGUCGGUCAAGUCGCUCCUGACAUGGAAAAAAAACCCAUAGAAUAUUGUCUUGCCUUUGAGAUACUAAAAUGCCAUUGACUCUAUACUGAAAUUAAUUGUACCUACUUAGUUUUUACUUGCAUGACCAUUGCUCAUUAUCCAACAAUGUUAUAUUUAACUAGUAACAGUUAUUCCAGUUUCAUUCAUCAUCUUGUUGUAAACAAGAACUGAAUACAUCAUGCGUAACAAAACCCAACAUUACAGAACAUCAGUGGGAAUAUAAGCAUUGGAGAGAGCUCAAAUAUGCUACGUAUUGUAAAAAUAAUUGUGUUACAAAUUCCAUCCAUCAAGAUGUUGCCCUUUCUUAAAUUUAUGCUGCAUCUCUAAUAUCAGUUCAUUGUUUUUUUUAAAAAAAAUGUUGAAUGGCCAUAUUUGUGUAUUUGUUAAAAUUAUGUGUGCUGCUUUUCAUUUUCACAGAGAGUUCCAUUGUAGGUUGCUGUGAGUUUUCCGGGCUGUAUGGCAUUGUGGUUCACAAAAAUAAACUCAUAACAUAGUUCCAUUGUGUUUCACAAAAUAAAGUCAUAACAUAGUACAAUAAACUGAUCAAUAAGAAAUAGUAAAAUAUUCCAUUCACAUUACAAGACUAUGCUGACAAACCAGAAAAACACUUGUGCAAACAAAUUUUAAGUUUUCAGUGGGUACACUCCUCAAUGGGAAGAACAUUCCUUGCAGUAGGUGCCACAAUAGUCUAGGUCAGAGCUUUCCAAACUGUGUCAUGACACAUUAGUGUGUCAGCUGCAGUAUUUAGGUAUGUCGCACAAAUGUAGUGAGAAAUCCCUGGAGUCUAUGAAAUAAACAAUAAACCAUUUUUCAAUAUAUAAAUAAAAGGUUUUCAUGUGAUACGUUGUACUCCCAUACACUUUGUUCUUACCAUUUAAGCAUGUGUCCAUAUCACUUAUUAGGGAUUGGUUUAGGCUCUUGUUUGCUAGGGAAGCUUAAUGACUGUGUUGAAAAUGGUGCAUGUCUAAAACGUGUGUCAUCUCCAUGAAAUGUUUGGAAAGCUCUGCUCUAGCUGAUUCGUGGCCAUACCUGACUUGGAUGCAACAGAAAUACAGCUGGGUGUUAUCAUUGUAUAGGAAACAGUCCCAAAUCCUCCACACCUCACUGUGGCAUGGUGAGUCCUCCUGCUCUCGUCUGAUUUGGAAAUGACCUAGAACUGGGCUCAGUACAUGAAUAGGAGUGCCUGAUAAGAUUGGGAACUAAGUCUCUCUGAAACACUGGGUAGCCAUUAUAAAUCACUGUUCACCGUACUGGGUUAGAUGGACCUAAGUUUUCACUUCAGUAUAAAAUAGCUUCCUGUAUUCCUGAAAUGGCUUAUAAAGACUGGGGUGAUCUACCUAUACAGUAGAUAACCUCAACUUUUUAUAGCCUCAUAUAUCAACAAUAAUGUAUUGGCUCUGCAAGUAAUUGGUAUAUUAGUGAAUAGCUUUCAGCACAGGAAUCAUACGUUAUGCAGUAGAGAGCACCGCCGAACAGUCUAACCACCAUAUUCUGGGCCAGCUUUUGCUUCUGAAUGAGUCUCAACAGCAGCCUUCAUGACAUGCAUUACAGCAGGGCAGUCUUGAGGUUAUUGAUACAUGAAUCGUUUUAGAUUGCCUAGGCAUGUCCAAGAACUAUCACAGCUGCUGUAUGAGUCGAUAAGAAGGAGGUUUGUUACCAUAUAGAGGCUGCCUGAGCCUCCGAUGGCAGAUGAAUCCCCGAGCUCCUCCAAACUACAUACCUAUACAUGCCGUAGAAAUGCAACCCUAUCCAUAACAGGUGAGUUACCCAGUUUCUGAGACCAGAAAAUACUAAUAGUGCCUCUAUCUUUUCAAGAUUAUAUUUUGACUUACUGGUAAACUUCCUCCAAUUUUCUGUAUCACAGUACUAAUUCAAGUCAUUCAUAGACUUGCUCAGCUUGGAUGUUUCAAAAGUAGUUUUAAGUAUACUGAUAGCACUUAAGUUCAAAUCCUCAUUGUCAUUCAUACAAAUGCUAAAUAGCAUUGGGGUCACGACUGCUUUGUCUAAUCUACAGCACCAUGAUCAAGAAGCUGAGACACAGAUCCCAAUAUUAUUCUGUGGAAUUGAAACCUCAGGUACAAACAGAACUAUAGCAAUAUAAGUACUUUAUAUUGCCAUCCUGGAUAUUGCCAGUUGUAUAAAAUAUGAGAAAUGAAAAGGAAGCAGUUUGAUCAUUUUCCCUCACCUGAUAAAUAGUCAUCUGUCGGGGUGACUAAUGCUAAUUCUGUUCUUGAAGCAAGAAUGGUUUCAGGUACUCUGCAUUUUCUAAGGUCUUGCUUGGCAAAGGUGUCACAAGCCACCAAGCAUAUGAAAAUAUUAUUUGCCAGAUGGAGGAAGCCUUCAUGUCACUCAAGAAAGUUUCACUGGACAGCUACUAAAGGAUCCAGUAGAGUCACCAAAAUAAACUUUUUCUCCCUUCACUGCCACACGAUACAGGAUUAUCUACCCUAUCACAUACAUACUGUCAUAAUCAUAGCCAAUCAUAACCGUGUGAUCUGUCUCUCACAAUGCUUGACAGAAACCUAGAUCGAAUGCAUCAUGGGUAUUCUUGGCAAGACUUGUUCAAAAGAGGAGAUUGCGUAUGGUUUGCUCAAGGUCACCCAAUUGGUUUCCAUGGCCAAGCAGAAAUUUGAAUCCUGGCCUCUUAGAGUCCUAGCCCACUCUCAAACAAUUAUACCACACUCCUUUUUGGAACUUCAGCUCCUAGACACUGACUGAAUGAUGCUGACAAUGUUUAUUAAAAUGUGACUUUUCCAAACUCUUGACAGGUUUCUGAGGUUGAUACCCAGUUUUAUUAGCCACAUUGGGUACAUCUACAUUGUAUGAUCACAGCAUUUUGAUAUCACUUCAGCUGUCAUGACUCCAUCCUAUAGGAUCUGGAGGCUGUUGUUUGGUGAGGGACUAGGAAUUCUGUGAUGGAGAAUUCUCAUUAAUUUCCUCUAUGUACAACACUACAGUAGAAACCAAUGGGAUCUACAGCAUGAGAAGGGUACUCGGGACACAUUAGUGUGCCUUAUUCACCACCCCAUAGUAAGGCCAAGAUCUUGGUAAGUAUGUGUGCUCUAAUUCUUAGAAGCCUCCAGAGCAUUUAGAAAGUAUUGAUUGUCUAAGUCAUACUUUUAAAAUAACUUCUGUCUUUGCAGCAACAGGAUGGGGGUGGCUGAUGCUGUGGAAAUAGUUUGAUUGUAACAACUUGCUGUAACCCACCAGUAACAGAAUCGGGCUUCUCACACCCAAAAGGAAUGAUUAAAUCAAUUGCUAUAUUGAGUCAAAUACAUCACAGGAGCUCCAUGGAAGUUAUCUACUCCUAAGCCAGACUGCUAAAUAUUCUUGGCAUGAAAGUUGAGGUCCCCCAGAUCUGUUAACUUUAAGGUCUCAACUGCAUACAUAACAUCCCCUCAUGGAAGGAUCAUAUGCAGCAGAAUGGAUUUUGAACUAAAGGGUUCCAAUUUGACUCUUUAGUUCAAAACUAUGUAUAGACUCCAAGGGCUCCAUUCAAGGGCUCCUGAUGGGCAAGAUCAAAAUUUCAAGAACCAGAGAAAUAAGACCUUUCUUAUAGCAUGUGAUAGAAUGUCAGUAAAUAUGUAUCCGUACACACCAAAAAGCUACUGUGUAGGAAAGCUGUGUUCUGUUCAAGUAAUGGAGCUUCAGGCACUGUUUCGCUGUAUAAUAAAGCAAAAUCCUCAAAAGAGUGACGCCUUUGUUGCCCAACCAAAGUGCACAAAACACAUCAGCCAAGCUUUCAAGAUUCCACUAGCUGCUUCAUCUGGCCAAAAAAAUGUCAUACAUGUGAUAGUGUAGGAGGUAUAGGCCUCCAUUUUGUCUUUGAAAUUUCUGUUGUAGUUCAGUUGGUUUGGAGGAAUCAAUAUAGGCAAAAGCUGCCCUCAUUGAACAAAGGACUGAGACAAGAGGCAGCAAAAAUGAAUGUAUCCAACACAAUUGUUUUUCUUAUGCCAUAUGAUCACAAAUCCAUAAAACAAAACACUAAACAAAUAUAUAGAAGUGUAUAGCAAUAAUUUUUUUCCUUAUAAUCACUUUGAGGGAAAUUAAAUGAGGUAGGUUUCAUUCAGGGGCAGAUGGGAAAGUGACGACUCUGAAGUCAGCAAAUGAGCUUCACGUACAAGGAAGCAUUAGAACCAUGGUCUGGUUCUAGAGUUCAAUCCACUGCAUCACACCAUCCCUGGAUGAUAGCAUUUUUUUUCAGUAUUCAGAGGGUGAUUUGACUAUACUUCAACUAUUUCGAAGCCACCUACCUUCAAAGCCGGCAUUAUAAGGUAUGUGCUUUCCUUUCACAAAGCUUUUGACAAAGUUUGUUUCUCUGCCUAUUAAAUAUUCCUUUUGUAGCACAACCCUCCAUUUUGCAAGAAAAUUAUUAAACAUUUUAUUGAAUGCAUAUUUAGUAAAUCUUGGCUUUUAUGAUCUCACAAGACUAUUAAACUUGUAUGAGGCAAAUGAGGUAUGAUAGUGCAAUACCCAAAGUUUCUUGCAUUAUGACAGGUCACCAGAGACACUGUACUACUUCAUGACUCACAUAACACUGGAUUGCAGUGGAGAUGUAAUCACAAUUUCUGGGUGUCAAUUUGAUUGUCUCUUUUCCAAGUUGCAUGGGCCUGAGAUUCUCAAGAGGCUUCCACCUCCCAUCCAGGUGACAGGUAGGUAUGAUCUGAGUAUUUUCUCUAAGCUAUACAAUUCCUUUGUACUUAGGUUUAUAAGAAGUGGUAUAGCAUCAAACUAUAUUUUAUAGGCAUAUAUAAUGUUAAUGUCUAUUUCCUACCAGAAUGUCUGGAAUAAAACAGUCCAGUAACAGAAGUACUUAUCCUUUGUGUGGUUUUUCAUUAAUUCAUUUCUCAUUUCUCUUAAGGACGCCAAAUUAAUAUUUGUAGCCAAAAGAAGAAAGAAUAUAAAAUAUUUAAUGCCAACAUUUGAGCAAUACUGUAAAUUUUAGCAUUAUAAAUAAUGAUGCUCCAGUAUUGCCAUGAUUGUAUUGACGAAGAAGUAAGUAUCUCAGUAUGACAAUGCCAAGGGUCCAUCUUUGGGCCACCCAAAUUAUUUAGGGCUCCUCAGCUCAAAAUUUACAUGAGUACAUGGGUACAGACUAAGAUCUACAAUGACCUUUAAUAAUGAGCAAGGUGGUAUUAAUUUAAGAUGUUUAAACUCUUAGGCUCUCCAUAACAGAAUGCUUGUGCCCAUUUUGUGACCUAUGAAGAUAACAUGCUUCUGCAGAAGAUGUGAAGUUGUGAUAUUGUGUGUUGCAGCUCUGUAAAUAGUGACUGUUAAAUGCUCUGAUGCAGGUAAGUAUACAAUUCCUGAAUGCUGUUGAGACUGAUUUAACAGCCUUACCAGCUAAUAAUAAACGGAACAAGGUUUUGAAUGUGGUGCUGUUUUUAUUUUAUUGACUUUUUACUAAUGGGUAAAGAUUAGAACAUACCUGGAGAAGGACUAUAACCAGUUGAUAAAAUCAAUAUGAAAAUGGUAAGCGUACAUCAGAUUCCACUCUGGAAUCUCCUACUAGGGUUGAGAAAGGCCUUUUAGGAAGACAUUGCCAAUCCCAGUUCCAGGAGUUGGCAAAGUAUGGCCUUAAGAUAUUUUGUAACUACAUCUUCCAGCAGCCCAGGAAUAUCUGGAGAGAUGCUUAGUAUAGCACAAACCCUUGCUUUGUGCAGUUCUAAGUUAGAUGGAGCACUGGUUGAACUGAGUAUAAGCCAACAUCCUAUGUGUUCCUACAUUCUUGAUCUCUAUUCCACCAGGGGAUGUUUAAAAAUGGCAUCAAUUAUUUUGUAAGAAAUCCGUGUUCACAUACAUGCAUGUAUCAUACUCCGUGCCCACAUAUGUGCAUGCAUAAAAUUUCAACCCUGCCUGAUUUUAAGUGUCUUAUUUCAUCACUAAUCUAAACUAGGCUUCUAAGAAUCAAUUACAUUUUACAGACUUGACCUAUCCAAGCCAAUCUGUGUCAAUGUCAUGAUUUACAAGAGACUAAAAUCUAGUAUUCGCAGUUUUUGUAACAUACAUUGUCACAAAGGAAAGAGUAUAAUGAGUUAUGUGUGCAUAGUUUUGCUUUGCUUUUUAAUUUUGUGGCUCCCAAUUUAGUAAAUUAUCAAGGAUUUUUUAAUGAAAGCAUUAAGCUAUUUUUAAAUAGCAGUAAGCUAUUUUUCAAUGCCUUCCUUUCACCAGCUGACCUUCAUAAUUACAUGAGCUGAUGAUAUUUGACGUCAGUAUAUUGUUUGAAUAAUGUUUCUUUGUGGUGUUGGUAGUCUGUUUUGAGUAGCUGGAUUAAAGAAUAGUCAUGAUUGAUUUACUAAGAUUAUUCCAGUCUAAUAAUAAUAAUUUUAUUUCUUACCCUCUUCUCCCCACGGCUUGAAGGGAGACAAAGUACUUAGGCAACUUAGGUGUCCAUACAAGUCCAAAGACAUUAGCUUUACACUGAACUUCACUACAGACUGAAAUCGGUGCUGUAAGAUUUGGUUUGUGAGGCAUUGUGUCCCCAGAGUUCCCGACAGGAUGAUUGAGGGAUAGACUUGCUAAGUUUGUAUGCUUUGCCUGUUUUUCAAUAAAACUUUGUGCUCUUAACCACUUGUGUGUUUAUUAUCUUUGAAUUGAAAAAGUGCCCAUUACCCUUGGCAAGAGCUGUCCCCUGGCUAUUGGAGGGGCUUGCUUGGCUUCCCUCUGAUAUCUUUCUACUGGUAGGCAAAGCCCCUUUUUACCCAGGAAUUCAAUUGUGAAUUCCCUAUUGCAGAAGGCCAUUUAAUUGGGAUGUGCUUUAUUUUUGCCAUUAUUUUUGUUUCAUUGCCCUUUAUUAAGGUUUAACUUACAUUACAAGCUGCCUUGGCUCUAUGUGUUGUCAAAGGCUUUCAUGGUCGGAAUCAUUUGGUUGCUGUUUGGCCGUGUUCCAGAAGCAUUCUCUCCUGACAUUGGUUCUCAUACUGGCUAAAAAGUGGAAUCAUUCAUUAAUGGUCCUGCUUUUAUAAGGAAGGAAACAGUAAAUGCCAUGCUACCCAUUUGUUUGUAAGCCUUUCAUGAUUCUUUUGAAUUAAUAGGUGAACAAGUUAUUUCUGUUUUUGAGGGAAGUGAUGGCAAAGGUCUUACAUGUCAUUAUGAGCAGGCACACAAGUAUGUUGGUAAUAAGAGUGCAAGGCCCCAAAUAUGUACAAUUUAUAUAGCACAGCUGCUGAAUGGAGAAAAAUGGUGGGAAAUGGUUCAUGCUAGGUUGUAGACUUUGUCAAAAGUAUCUGUCUAAGACUCUGGGAGGACAGAGUGCAAGUCCCUGCUCAAACAUGAAAACCCACUGGGUGACCUUGAUUAAGUCACACUCUCUCAGCCUCAGAGGAAGCAAUGGCAACCCCCCCCCCCCCCCCGAACAAAUCUUGCCAAGAAAACCCUGUGAUAGGUCUGCCAUAGGGUCACCAUUACUCUGAAGUGUCUUGAGGGCAUACAACAACAUGAUAUUGCCUGGGAGUUGGCAUUUCUAAUGAUUUGGGGAAAUGUAUGUCGACAUAUUUCUUAUGAUAAACAAUCACUUGUCAAAAAUCACCACUGGCCGUUUGUAAUACAGAAAGUUAAUUAGGCAUUGUGUGAAAAAGUGUUUGCUGUAUAAGAAGAUAAUGAAGAAUUGGGUUGCUGUGAGUUUUCUGGGCAGUAUGGCCAUGUUCUAGAAGCAUUCUCUCCUGACGUUUCGCCCACAACUAUGACAAGCAUCACAGAGGUGAGGCAUAUUGGAAAUUAGUCAAUGGGGUUUAUAUAUCUGGAAUGUUCAGGUUGGGGAGGGGAGAACUCUUGUCUGUUGGAGGCAAGUGUGAAUGUUGUAAUUAAUCACCUUGAUUAACAUUGAAAAGCCUUGCAGCUUCAAGGGGUGGCUGCUUCCUGCCUAGGAAAAUCAUUUGUUGGGAGGUGUUAGCUGGCCCCGAUUUUUCCUGUCUGGAAUUCCGUUUUCUGAGUGUUGCUCUUUAUUUACUGUCCUAAUUUUAGAGUUUUUUUUAAAUACUGGUAGCCAGAUUUUGUUCAUUUUAAUGGUUUCCUUUCUGUUGAAAUUGUCCACAUUCUUGUGGAUUUCAAUGGCUUCUCUGUUUAGUCUGGCAUGGUGGGUGUUAGGAGUUGUCCAGCAUUUCUGUGUUCUCACCUCCCAACAAAGGAUUCUCUCAGGAAAUGAAUAUACAGUAGAGUCUCACUUAUCCAACAUUCACUUAUCCAGUGUUCUGGAGCCUCCGGUGGCCAAGGGGAUAAAAGCCUUGUGACUUGAAGGUUGGGUUGCUGACCUGAAGGCUGCCAGGUUCGAAUCCCACCCGGGGAGAGUGUGGAUGAGCUCCCUCUAUCAGCUCCAGCUCCAUGUGGGGACAUGAGAGAAGCCUCCCACAAGGAUGGUAAAAACAUCCGGGCGUCCCCUGGGCAACGUCCUUGCAGACGGCCAAUUCUCUCACUCCAGAAGCAACUCAGGUUGCUUCUGACACGGAAAAAAAAAUCCAGUGUUCUGGGUUAUCCAGCACAGUUUGCCUCCUGCCCUGAUCCACAGCUGUUUCUCUAGGCAGCAAAGAUUGGACUUUUAAUGAAUUUAAUUUCCAACAAUGUUGUUACUGUAAGUUCAUUUUACGCAAUUCUAUCUUUAUUUGUAGUCAAUUUUUUAGUAGCCAAUGUUUUUUUAAUCAAUGUUUUCAAUACAUUGUGAUGUUUUGGUGCUAAAUUCAUAAAUGCAGUAAUUAUUACAUAAUGUUAUCUUGUAUUGAACUGCUUUUUCUGUCAAUUUUUUGUAAAACAUGUUUUUGGUGCUUAAUUUGAAAAAUCGUAACGUAAUUUGACAUUUAAUAGGCUUUUCCUUAGUCCCUCCUUAUUAUCCAACAUUUCACUUAUCCAACAUUCUACCGGCCCAUUUAUGUUGGAUACAUGAGACUCUACUGUAUUUUGCUCCCUUUUUAUAAAUAUGCAGUGCUUCCACUAUCUGUGGAUCAGAGAAAUGCAAGGGUAAAUUGUUGUUGUUUAUUAGCUACCCACGUCUCCUCGGGGCUCAAGGUGAGCUCCCCACCCUCUACCCAACUGGGUAAACUGCAUUAUUUGGCAGUGUAGACAUAGAUCCAACCCUGGAGGCAGGGCGAGGAAAGCUUUUCCUUCUCCCUGCCGCUAGGGGGCGCUGCUCCGCUCCUCUUCCCCCGCCCAGGAGGAGCGCGCAGCCGUGAAGAAAAGGCGGCAGCGGGGCGGGGUUUCGCGGGUGAUAUGCAAAUGAGGUGCCACGGAUAGGCAUUAUGGGAGAGCGCAAACCGGGGCGUCUCAGGGUUCAGGGAUGGCAGAAAAGGGGAGUCUAGUCCCGCGGCUUAGGAGGUCUUGUAGUUUCCUUCCAGAAAAACAGAAAGGAGGCAAUUGAGGGCGAGGGAAAGGCGAUGGGCUCCGUGCGUAAACCUGUCUCCCUCUCUCUCUGCCGCCAGGGGGCGCUCCCUCCGCUUCUUUUUGUCUCCCUUUCCGAAGCUCAGCUCGGGAAGGGCGGGUGGGAUGCAAAUGAGGCCCCGCUGCAGGGCAGUGUGGGAGAGCGCAAACCCGGGCGUUUCGGGGUUUAGGAGCCGGAUGAAGGGGGUCUUGCCCCACAGAUUGGGGUUUACUUCGAGAAGGAAAGAAAUGAGGUGUUGAAGGCAGGGACGAGACGAUGCCCGCCGUACGUUAGAGUGUAUGCGGCACGGGUGGGGUAGGCGGCAGGCGAGGCAGAAAGCAUACUUACCUGGCAGGGGAGACACCUUGAUCAUGAAGGAGGUUUUCCCAGGGUGAGGCUCAUCCAUUGCACUCCGGGUGUGCUGACCCCUGCGAUUUCCCCAAAUGCGGGAAACUCGACUGCAUAAUUUGUGGUAGUGGGGGACUGCGUUCGCGCUUUC
Molecule: messenger RNA, 25003 nt
Organism: Anolis carolinensis (green anole)
Lineage: Eukaryota; Metazoa; Chordata; Lepidosauria; Squamata; Anolidae
Gene: ylpm1
Product: YLP motif containing 1
Exons: 21
Coding region: 105-6806 (2233 amino acids)
Biological process (GO): regulation of telomere maintenance
Cellular component (GO): nucleus
Source: RefSeq, a predicted model, not a curated record